Molecule: messenger RNA, 318 nt
Organism: Penicillium cosmopolitanum
Lineage: Eukaryota; Fungi; Ascomycota; Eurotiomycetes; Eurotiales; Aspergillaceae
Product: putative quinol monooxygenase
Exons: 3
Coding region: 1-318 (105 amino acids)
Source: RefSeq, a predicted model, not a curated record
AUGUCUGAAGUCAAUGUCGCGGCAGUCCUCUACCCCAAGUCAGAGAAAUUUGACGAGGUUGCCGCGCUCGUCACCGAGGUCACGAACAAGGUGCAGGAGCGCGAACCAGACACCCUGCUCUACUUUGCGAUCAAAGUGCAGAACAGUACCGAGAUUGUCAUCGUCGAGAGAUAUAAGAAUCAAGCUGCCAUCAAAGCACAUAUGAAGGCUCCCUACUUUUGCGACUUCUCCGCCAAGCUUCCCGAGUUAUUGGCUAAGCCGGUGGAGCUACGGUCAGGUGGAUUUCUGAAUGGCCUGCCAGGGGUGUCACGGUUGUAG